This is a messenger RNA of Trametes versicolor FP-101664 SS1, 6110 nucleotides long. RefSeq lists its product as uncharacterized. Gene Ontology annotation, molecular function: proteasome binding; peptidase activator activity. Gene Ontology annotation, biological process: proteasomal ubiquitin-independent protein catabolic process. The transcript is spliced from 50 exons. The record is from RefSeq and is a predicted model, not a curated record. The coding region runs from base 76 to 5991 and encodes 1971 amino acids. Gene Ontology annotation, cellular component: cytosol; nucleus. NCBI's taxonomy places the organism in Eukaryota, Fungi, Basidiomycota, Agaricomycetes, Polyporales, Polyporaceae.
GUACCAGACGUUUCGACCCUCUCCAUCCUAGACACGGGGCCACCCCCCUCGUCGCCCGCCAUUCCGGACGAUAUCAUGCACACGACGGACCGUUCCAUGGUCAAGCUCCGCAACUAUGCAAAGUCUAUACCCUACUCUGUCGAGCCCAACUCCAGGAUGCAGCAAAUGCUCGACUUCAUUCUGCUCCGCAUCGCGCAGAGUCUUGAGGCCAAGGACUACGAUCCAGGGCUGCUGCAAUGGGACAGCAUGCUGACCUACUGGUGCAUGCUCAAGUACCCCAUACCGAAGGAGAAACGGAUUGCCGUCAUCAAGACUUACCUACAUGUCUGUACCACUCCUGGCAUGCCAAACCAUAUUGUAGCGGCCUGCGCCGACGGGCUGCAGGUCAUGUCGCGGUCCAAGAAGAAGCUGUCCAUAGAGGACGUCAGGCUUCCUUGGAUGCCCAUGUACAAGAUCCUCAGCAAAGACCUGUUCCUGACAAGGCGACAGUAUGAGAUCAGCCAAACCUCAUGGUACAUGGGUUACAUUGCUGAGAACGUUCGCCGUUUCUUUCACCCCGCCGCAAUCGAUGAGAUGCUUUCCACUUUCCUCCCCAUGAUGAACGGACCGAACUUGAACAGCAUCCUCGCCUCCCAAUACUACAUGUUGACUUUCUUGCCCCUAUCACACCCCCAAUCGUAUCUGCCCAUGCUCUUCCGAGUAUGGGAGUCCGUCAACUCCUACAUGUUCGACGACCGCAUGCUACAAUUCCUCUCCAAAUUGGUGGAGAUGCAUGUGGACCCUACCGUAAGUGAUCCUCAGAGAAUUGAAGAGAUACCCGACGACGCGAGGUCAGAAGGGGAGGGUCGGCCAAAGUGGCCCAAGGACGACCUUGAGACCAGGUGGCGCUGGUCAGGUCUGUUCUCCGACAUCGGCAUCUUCUCUGAGACAGAGUGGAACUAUAUCAUGACCAAAUGCAUGGCGUCCAUGGAGAUUCCGUUAGCCGAUUCCGGUUCUCUCACAACCGGACCCAAUGCCGACGGUCAAGCGACCUUUGAGAUGAACCGACUCCCCAAACCAAGCUGGCGUAUUGCAUCACUUGCUCGUAUCGUUGUCUACUCCAUGGCACCGGAUAGCAUGCCAAGCCCUUCUUCGAACGCGCCGACGCCUCUCUUCACGCCGCUGGCAUCCGGAACGAGCACUCCUUUGCCACACCACCAGAACGGUGGACUUGGUGAUUAUCUCUCCGCACCCCUAGGGAAGGGCGGUCGCCUCAAGACCAAGACCUAUCUCGCCGGAUGCAAAGCGUUAGACUCUCUGGCGAAGCUCAUCGCGUCGACAGAGAGCUUCUUCCAUCCAACGAAUUCAGGUAGUUGGACAUCAGAUCUGAGCGCGUUCAUUAAGUACAUCGUCUACGAUUUCAACAAGCGAUGGUACGAGGAGCAGCAGCCUGACUGCAAGACGCCCACGCAUCGGCGUCUCACUCGCGAGAUCAAGCGCGAGCUGGUCAAGUGUUUGAGAACGGUCACACUAUUGGCCAUGUUCUCUCAGGAUAGCGCCACUGUAUCCAACAUCCAGAGCUGCAUGAAGUCAAUGAGUAUCAUGGAGCCUGAUCUCAUACUGCAUCCUAUACUCGAGCGAGCAGUCCCAGCCCUCGAGGCGUUGGUCGAGACGCAUCGCACGACAGCUGUCAUCAAAGCCCUCGGGGCGAUUGCUCCCGCUAUAGUUUGCCGUCACGUAUACUACCCCGGCGCCAAACACCUCAUUCCAAUCCUUGACUUACUACUUCCAGGCAUUGAUCUGAACGACCCUCCGAAGACGUUCUGCACCACAUCUUUCAUUUCCGAAGUCGCCCAGUACAUCAAGUUUGGCGAACUGGCCACUGCCGAUGUUCCCCUUGGUGAUGGCGUCGACGUCAUCCAGCGCAAAUCUACUGACUUGCCCGUGCUCGGAAUCGAACAUUUCCCUGAUGGGGUGGAACAGGGCAGUGAAGAACAGCUUUCGAAGGAAGACGAAGACGUCAUCCUGAGGGAUUCCGCAGGUAGUUUCGCGGACUGGGUGGCAGCUUUCUUGCGCCGGGUCAUCCUGUUGUUUGAGAACCUGCCAGAAGAGGGGCCGGACGGAUCGGCAGGCGGCGCAACCGAAGUGCAACUCGUCGACGCCGUGUCCGGCACGUUCAGCCAGAUCUGUGUGCACUUGUCGGAACCUCUCUACGACAUGGUGCUUGGCUUGGUCUUCGACUAUGCCACCCAGAACGUCCGCUCGAAUGCGGUCCGAGCUAUCCAUCAACUCGUUGAGUGUGUCGCGAACGCGAACCCUGCGAAGACGCUCGACCGUUUCCUUCCCUUCUGCGAACAGAGCAUUCAGACUGAACUAGAGCACGGUGCUAGCUCUAUCAGAAUUACGUCGCAAGGAUCUACGCCCCUCCCGUCUGACGCCACACUUCACUGGAACCUGGCCAUCCUGCGAGGUGCUAUGUACAACGAUGGACGUGUGACGCUGAAGUACAGUGACCGACUGAUCGCACUGUUCCAACUUUUGGAUGAGAAGACGUUCUCAAAGCGCGGCUAUUCCUCCAGCGGCAAACUCCUCUCGAGUACCCUUCUGACCCUCAGUCAUACCUAUCCCCUCGAGAACAAGUUCGUGAAUCCUGACGAGUGGAGUUCCGAAGAAUUCAAGUCGAAUCACCAUACGUAUUGGGGCAAGUUGUACCGUCCCGAGGACGUGAAGCUUUCUUGGCAUGUCCCGACGGACGCGGAGAUCGACUUUGUUCUGCGCAUCUUCAGAGAGGUCGUGGAGCCCAUACUAGACAAACUGCAUGGGCUUCUUGAGCCAGGUAUCGUACGCGACGCGGUAUGGCGCAACGACUUCUGCAGACAUCUGUGCUUCGUUCGCAACGCCUUCUCUGGAAUCCCGACUCUGGCGAAGGAGGUAAUCACCCCUGAAGAACUCCAAGCGGCGAUGGAUUCAAGCGACAUCUUGUUCGAGAUUCCGGAAAUGAUCGCGACCAUAGAGCCGCUCAACUCCGGUUUCGCCCUGUCAGAUCCCGCGGACCCUCGCCACCAGUACAUUACAGGAUUGCGUCGCAAGUUCGGCCAAUUCCUCCACGAGGCCUCCGCAUCGUUGCAGCAGCAGGGCGAGGAGAACACCGUGGAUGCCGUCCACGGCCUGCUGCGGUCAAUCCGCACGUUCUUGCUCGAGUACGGCGAUAGCAGGGACAGCUACUACCUUCAGGCGGAUCGUUAUCAGAGUGAGCUGAACAUCGCACGCCACUACGCUGGUCAGAAGGUUUGGCCCCGAGCACUCUACGUCAGACGCGCUCGGCUGUAUCAUGCGGCUCGUCUUCGGUGGAAUUCCAUCGAGAGGAGACGAGGCCCAUUGGAGGACCAGCUGGUUGACGAUGUGACCCAAUGGUCUAUGUGGACCUUUGCCACUGUCCGGGAGACGAGUCAAGCGCUACUGGAAAGUCUUUGUAACACGUUUGAUGGGGUGAGACGUCGUUGUCUUCCUGCCCUCUACAAAGCGCUGGAGCCGGGAACAGAAGAUGACCGCAUGAAAGGGGCGCUAUGGACUCUCAACCUCUCCGUCUUCUCAAAGUAUGCUAUCAGUGAGCCCACUUUGGCAACCGAGUUCAUCAAGAAGUUGUUCAAAUGCCAGCACAAUGAGAAGGCGUCUAUCCAGGACUGUGUUGCGUCAUUGGCAGAGACGUGCCUGAGCAGUAUGGCAGAGCCAUCUCACAUAGUAUACGAAGUCGAGAACAGCGACCUUGACUCCGCGUUGGCUGAACUGAGGGCUUUAGUCCUGCCGCAGACGUCUCAGGAUGACGGUAUAGCCGCGAAGUGCAAGACGCAACGCAUCGCACACAUUUCUGCAAUUGACCAGGCGCUGUCCAAUACAACGGAUACGCUUCUAGAGAUCGCCGACGAUGCGAAGACACACUGGAGGUAUUCCAUUGUGGCCGUCAGAUGCCUACGCUCCUUGCUCAGGCGUGACGCUCCAAUGAAGUCCGCCCAUGUGCGCUAUCUCCUCGAGAUGACCCACGACUCCAACGCAAGCAUGCGCUACUACUCCCAGCGAGCAGUGAUGAAGAUUUCGCGCUUCAUCAAGUUGCGGUCGCUCGCCCACAGUCCCAUCGACGUCGCGCUCGAGCAGAAUCACAACCCGUUGCGGACGAAAGUACCCGUGAAGGAUCACACACGCGAAUACUCAGAACGCUUGCUUGGCGAAUAUCGGAAGCCUCUAGACUUGAAGUGUGCACAUCAAGAACCGCUCAUCCGCGACAAGGUUGGCUCCGGUUGGGUCGUUUGGGGCAAGUCGGUGGAUUACUUCCUCGCGCCUCAUGCUUCGAAGUCUACCUUCCAGCCCUGGGAUGCUGGUAGCGAAGAUGCCGUUUCGGCGAUCCGCGAGCUAGCGAAGGACGCGUCAUUCUGGAAGGGAUUGUCUACCCAUUACUCGAUGGAGAACACCUCCGACGUCAUCCUCCAGGACAACCUAUGUUGCGUGAAGUCAAUAUUUCAACUGCUUGACGAUGAGCCUUUGGAGGUCCUGAAGCCGAUCGUGGAGGAACUGCUCGCAGACAAGGAUAAGAACAAGCAACGCGCGGCUGCCGAGUUCCUGGCGGGGGUGAUUUCUGGAUCGAAGCAUUGGCCAAUGGAUGCACAGGUCAAGCUUUGGAAGUGGUUCACGCCCCACAUGAAGACCAUUUUCAGCCAGAAGAGCAACGAAUCACUAUCCGUUUGGUCCUCGUUCUUCGAGCAUGUCUUCUACAACAAGGAUCCUCGGCGCCUUCAGCCCAUCGUGGACCAUAUCAUGGAGGCGUUCAAUACCGUCGACUUCAAUGGAGAGUCCACCUUCGAGAUCAUCCAGGUGCUCUGCUUCUUCCGGGCGUUUUACGAGCAGCUUGGCGUCAAGUUCUCGCCGUGGGUCGACGACGUGCUGAAGCGAUGCUGGGCCGAGCUGAAGUGCGAACAUGAAGACGUUCUUGCGUACUUCAGCGAAAUCCUGGCCUUCUGCGGGAAGAUCACGUGGCGCCCGAACCCGUCAUUGCUGACGGCUGAGACGUUCGUUCGCGAAUGUAGAAUCCUCCCUCCAUCAGCGGACAUCAUGGGUAUUCGCGGUGUCUUCUACGAGGAGCGAGUUCAGGAGCUGGUCAAACAGUUCCCAGAAUGGCGCAAGGAGCGAUUGCCCGGUGUGCGCGCGUUCCAGUCGACCUACGACCGUAUCGGUGUGCUUGUCUGCAAGUGGCUGUUCCAGUUGGUUCACGACACGAACGCCGUCUCGGCGUUCGACUGCAUCCUCCCCUUGAUGCCCGAGCUCGUCCGUUUCACCGAAGUCAACGAUAAUGACGAGCUCGCUUACCGUGCCAAGCUGCUCAUGGUUCGCAUGUGCGGCGUCAUAGUCCCUCGCCAGUUUGUUGAACCUCUCCUUGACCGGAUUUUCUCCGCCAUCACCACGUUCCCGUCGUGGAAGGUUCGCCUGAAGAUUCUCCCCCUCGUGCAGGUCUUCUACUUCCGCCAGUCGUUCUUGAUCCACGACGUCAAGCUGGUGGAGCUGAUCGAGGUGGUCUGCAGAUGCUUGGACGAUGAGGUAGUCGAGGUACGGGAGAUGGCUGCAACCACCCUGUCCGGCAUCCUUCGUUUGUCACCGCGCCGCAGCAUCAUUGCUCUGAAGGAUCGGUUCGUGCGCUUGAUCAAGAACGUGAAGCUUCCCCAGGACAGGAAAUCACCGGCAUACAACAUCUCUCUUCGGCAGUUGCACGCUGCUAUUCUCGGCGUCUGCGCUCUCAUUGACAGUUACCCGUAUACCAUUGAGCGGUGGAUGCCGGAGCUCCUUACUAGUGUACUUGCGGAACAUACCUAUGACCCGAUUCCCAUCUCAACGACUGUGCGGAAGUGCGCGAGCACGUUCCGCAAAACGCAUCAAGAUACCUGGCACGAGGACUCCAAGAAGUUCUCUGAGGAGCAACUCGCCGCCCUCUCUACGCUGCUAUCCGGCUCUUCGUAUUACGCAUAAUGACCCCAAUAGACCGCGACCCCCUGGAAUCAUCUACUCGGACUUUUCUUGUUCUACUAGCUCCCCGUUCGCGGGCGUAGUCUGUGCAACCCCGGACUGUAAUGGAUAUGGAUAUGUAC